This is a messenger RNA of Echinops telfairi (small Madagascar hedgehog), 10867 nucleotides long. RefSeq names its product zinc finger protein 292 (gene ZNF292). NCBI's taxonomy places the organism in Eukaryota, Metazoa, Chordata, Mammalia, Afrosoricida, Tenrecidae. Gene Ontology annotation, biological process: regulation of transcription by RNA polymerase II. Gene Ontology annotation, cellular component: nucleus. Gene Ontology annotation, molecular function: DNA binding; DNA-binding transcription factor activity, RNA polymerase II-specific. The transcript is spliced from 8 exons. The record is from RefSeq and is a predicted model, not a curated record. Bases 1 to 8178 code for a protein of 2725 amino acids.
AUGGCGGACGAAGAGGCCGAGCAGGAGAGGUUGAGCGGCGGCGGAGGCGGCUGCGUCGCGGAGCUGCAGCGCCUGGGCGAGCGGCUCCAGGAGCUGGAGCGGCGGCUGCGGGAGAGCCGGGCGCCGGCCGUGGACGCGGCCACCGAGUACUGUCAGCAGCUGUGCCAGACACUCCUUGAAUACGCAGAGAAAUGGAAAGCUUCAGAUGACCCCUUACCUUUAUUGGAGGUAUACACAGUGGCUAUCCAAAGUUAUGUUAAAGCACGACCUUAUCUUACCUCUGAAUGUGAAAAUGUAGCGUUGGUUCUGGAACGCUUGGCAUUAAGCUGUGUUGAGCUUUUAUUGUGUUUGCGACUUGAGCUAUCCAAUAAACAGUGGGAGCAAUUUCAGACACUGGUGCAGGUAGCUCAUGAAAAGCUGGUGGAGAAUGGCAGCUGUGAAUUGAAGUUUUUAGCUACUCUAGCUCAAGAAACUGGGGUGUGGAAAAACCCGACACUGUGCACUAUUCUUUCCCAGGAACCACUGGAUAAAGACAAAGUGAAUGAAUUUUUAGCUUUUGAGGGCCCCGUCUUGUUGGAUAUGAGAAUUAAACACCUGAUCAAAACAAAUCAGUUAAGUCAAGCAACUGCUCUGGCAAAGCUGUGUUCUGACCAUCCAGAGAUUGGUACAAAAGGUGGUUUUAAACAAACAUACCUUGUCUGUCUUUGUACAUCUUCACCACAUGAAAAGUUAAUCGAAGAGAUUUCAGACGUUGAUUGCAAAGAUGCACUGGAAAUGAUAUGUAACUUAGAAUCUGAGGGAGAUGAAAAAAGUGCUCUUGUUUUAUGUACUGCAUUUUUAUCACGUCAGCUACAACAAGGAGAUAUGUAUUGUGCCUGGGAGCUCACUCUCUUUUGGAGUAAAUUACAGCAAAGGGUAGAACCAUCUAUACAGGUGUACCUGGAGAGGUGUCGUCAACUUUCUUUGUUAACCAAGACAGUGUAUCAUAUUUUCUUCCUGAUUAAAGUUAUUAAUUCAGAGACUGAAGGGGCUGGACUUGCCACCUGUAUAGAAUUAUGUGUAAAAGCUCUUCGCUUGGAAUCUACGGAAAACACUGAAGUGAAAAUAUCCAUUUGCAAGACCAUUUCCUGCUUGCUGCCCGAGGAUCUGGAAGUUAAGCGCGCCUGUCAACUCAGUGAAUUUCUUAUUGAGCCUACAGUAGAUGCGUAUUAUGCUGUUGAAAUGUUGUAUAACCAGCCAGACCAGAAGUAUGAUGAAGAGAACCUUCCAAUACCAAAUUCUCUACGCUGUGAGCUCUUGCUUGUUUUGAAAACACAGUGGCCUUUUGAUCCAGAGUUUUGGGAUUGGAAAACCUUAAAACGACAAUGUCUUGCAUUAAUGGGAGAAGAAGCAUCCAUUGUGUCUUCAAUAGAUGAACUAAACGACAGUGAAGUAUAUGAGAAAGUAGUAGACUACCAGGAAGAAAUUAAAGAAACUUCUGUGAAUGGACUUUCUGGUGGAGUUGGUGCUAAUUCUGACCUCCUUACAGGCAGUUGUGAUGAGAAGCAAAAGAAGAAAGAGAUCAAGCAGUUAAGAGAGCGGGGCUUCAUAUCUGCCAGAUUUAGGAAUUGGCAAGCAUACAUGCAGUAUUGUGUGCUGUGUGACAAAGAAUUCCUUGGUCAUAGAAUAGUACGACAUGCUCAGAAACAUUUCAAAGAUGGCGUUUACAGUUGCCCCAUAUGUGCAAAGAACUUUAAUUCUAAAGAAACUUUUGUUCCUCAUGUCACGCUGCAUGUUAAACAAUCUAGUAAAGAGAGACUCGCAGCUAUGAAACCAUUACGAAGAUUAGGAAGGCCUCCAAAGGAUGCCACUACCAAUGAGAUCCAAAAGACUAAUAAUGCUGUGACCAAGCAGGAACAGAGACCUAUAAAAAAGAAUAGUCUCUAUUCAACAGAUUUUAUAGUAUUUAAUGACAAUGAUGGCUCAGAUGAUGAAACUGAUGACAAAGAUAAAUCUUACGAGCCAGAAGUGAUCCCAAUCCAGAAACCAGUACCUGUUAAUGAAUUUAAUUGCCCUGUAACUUUUUGUAAAAAGGGCUUUAAGUACUUUAAAAACUUAAUUGCUCACGUAAAGGGGCAUAAGGAUAAUGAAGAUGCCAAGCGCUUUCUUGAAAUGCAAAGCAAAAAAGUCAUCUGCCAGUACUGUCGGCGGCAUUUUGUAAGUGUUACUCAUCUCAGCGAUCACUUGCAAAUGCACUGUGGCAGUAAGCCAUACAUCUGUAUUCAGGUGAAAUGUAAGGCCGGUUUUAACAGUUAUGCAGAACUUUUAACCCACAGAAAGGAGCAUCAAGUGUUUCGAGCAAAAUGUAUGUUCCCUAAAUGUGGCAGAAUUUUUUCAGAAGCUUACCUGCUAUAUGAUCAUGAAGCACAGCAUUAUAAUACCUAUACUUGCAAGUUCACGGGUUGUGGCAAAGUUUAUCGUUCUCAAAGUGAGCUAGAAAAGCACCUGGAUGAUCACAAUACUCCUCCUGAGAACGUUUUGUCUCCCGAUGACCAACUUACUGCACCUGGAGAUUCUGUUCAGUCUUCCACAGUGAAUCAGAACACAGAAGGCAGUACUGAGAAAGAGAGAUCUGUGCUUCCUGCAGAAAAUAACUUUGCAAGCAGCUUCCCAGAAAGCAGAACUGACACCUGGGAUACGAGCAAGGCAGACUCAGCUGGGACUGAACCAGAACAGGGUGCUGCCUCUGUGCUGAGCGAAACUGGUGGACCAUUGUCCCAUGGUUCAGAAAACCCUGCUGCCACACCGCUGCUGCACGCCAGUGAAGUAGCUGUAUCCAUCAAAGUGUCUCUUAAUCAUGGGGUUGAAGAUAGCUUUGGAAAGCAAGAAAACUCAAUUGUGGAAGGCACUGGUGAAUCGCUGGUCACAGACAUACAGACACCUACUGAAGAUACUUGUAAUGAUUUGUGUCACCCAGGUUUCCAAGAGAGAAAAGGACAGGCUUGCUUUAAUGAAACUCAGAUUACUCAGAAUGCUCUAAUAAGUUCAGAAACCCUCAAAAUAGAUGACCUUACCCCACAGAACUUAGAAAGGCAAGUGAACAGCCUAAUGACCUUUUCUGUGCAAAAUCAGUCAGGAUUUCAAAACACUUUACCAACUUCCAAGAUUGAAUGUGGCGGUGAUGUGAAAACAUCACCCAACCUUUAUCAUUUACCUCUGAAGACAUUGGAAAGCAUCACCUUUGUUCCGCCACAACCCCACCUAAGUGGCUGUGCAGGAACUCCAUCAGUGCCUCUAAAACCUCCAGUCCAGAAGUUCAGUUGCCAGGUGGAGGGAUGUACUCGAGCCUACAAUUCUUCGCAGAGUAUUGGGAAACACAUGAAGACCGCGCACCCUGACCAAUAUGCUGCAUUUAAAAUGCAGCGCAAGAGUAAAAAAGGUCAGAAGUCUAACAACCUAAAUACACCAAAUAAUGGAAAGUUUGUUUAUUUUUUGCCAUCCCAGGUGAGCAGUUCUAAUAAUUCAUUUUUUGCAUCACAGACCAAAGCCAGUGGGAAUCCUACUUGUUCAACCCAGUCGCAGCAUGUCUCACCUCCCAUUUUUCCAGCUCAUUUAACAAAUGUGUCGACUCCACUGUUGCCCUCCAUGGAAAGUGUCAUCAAUCCAAAUAUACCUUCUCAGGACAAAAAUGAACAAGGUGGUGGUAUGUUAUGCUCCCAAAUGGAAGACGUCUCUGCUCCUACCUUGCCAGCACAAGUGGAAGAUCUAACCAAAACGGUUUUGCCCUUGAACAUUGACAGUGGCUCUGAUCCUUUCCUUCCUUUGCCUGCGGAAAAUAGCUCAAUGUCUCUCUUCCCGUCACCAGCAGAUAGUGGGACUAACUCUGUUUUUUCCCAACUGGAAAAUAAUACAAAUCAUUUUUCCUCACAGAUUGAAGGAAACACUAAUUCCUCUUUCCUAAAGGGGAGUAAUGGUGAAAAUGCAGUUUUUCCUUCACAAGUGAACGUUGCAGAUGACCUCAACAGCCCCAGUGCUCAACAGUCUACACCUGAAAAAGCUAAAAAAGACCGUGGGCGGGGCCCAAAUGGGAAGGAAAGAAAACCCAAGCAAAACAAAAGGGCUAAAUGGCCCGCAAUUAUCAGAGAUGGGAAAUUUAUUUGUAGCAGGUGUUACAGAGCUUUUACCAAUCCCAGAUCACUAGGAGGACACUUGUCUAAGCGAUCUUACUGUAAGCCACUGGAUGGAGCAGAAAUUGCCCAAGAACUGCUACAGAAUAAUGGACCGCCUUCACUUCUGGCCAGCAUGAUUCUCUCCACAAAUGCAGUCAAUUUCCAGCAGCCACAACAGUCUACCUUUAAUCCGGAAGCAUGUUUUAAAGAUCCAUCGUUCCUGCAACUUCUCGCUGCUGAAAAUCGCUCAACAUUUUUACCAAAUACAUUCCCUCGUACUGGUGUGACUAAUUUUAAUACUAGUGUGAGCCAAGAAGGAAGCGAAAUCAUUAAACAGGCAUUGGAAACCGCUGGCAUUCCCAGUACAUUUGAGGGCCCAGAAAUGCUUUCUCAGGUUGUUCCAUCAGGUUGUGUCUCAGAGGCGGGGCAGGUAAAUGCAGCAGUGAUGCCAAAUCCAACCGUGCCACCCCUGUUGCAGACUGUAUGCCACCCCAACACCCUGCUGGUCAACCAGAAUAGGUCCCCCAAUUCUAAAACUCCCUCUGCAGAUGAAAUCAACAAUUUAUCUGCCUUUCCAGCAAAUGACUUACUACAGAAGACUGUUGAAAAUGGUUUGUGUGCUAAUUCAUUUCCUGAUUCUGGUGGGCCAUCGCAGAAUUUUGCUAGUAAUGGUUCACGUGUUUCAGUUAUAAGUGGUCCUCAGAAUACAAGGUCCAAUAAUUUAAAUAAAAAGGGAAACAGUGCUUCUAAGCGAAGAAAGAAAGCUGCUCCUCCCCUGAUUGCACCUACCGCCUCCCAAAAUGUGGCAGCAAGUGACUUAGCACCAAUGGGACUCCUAGGAAAGAGUAUUGAGAUGCCAGCUAGUAACCCUCACUCAACCAUUAGUCCAAAUUGUGAACCUCGGGGUAUGGUGGAAAAUCUAACACAAAAACUAAAUAAUGCUGACAAUCAGUUGUUUAUAACUGAUGGAAAGGAAAGCUUCAAAACCAAUCUUGAGUCUCAUACAGAGUUAGCACCCUUACCGUUAAAAGCAGAAAAUGGUGAUUCCCAAAUGAUGGCUUUGAAUUCAUGCACAUCGAUGAAUUCUGAUUUGCAGAUUUCUGAAGACAAUGUUAUACAAAACUUUGAAAAGACUCUUGAGAUUAUUAAAACUGCUAUGAAUUCUCAAAUAGUGGAGGUAAACAGUGGGCCUCCGAGUGCUGGUGAAGUACCACAGAAUGCACAAGUGAGUUAUAACAUCCAGCUUCCUCCAGUAAACACUAUUCAGAGUAACAAGUUACCCGAUUCUCCUCCGUUUUCUGCCUUCGUAGGGGUCAUGCCAACAAAAAUUAAUGUUCCUCAAUCUGAAGUGCUACGUAAGGAGGAUCAAAUACAGGAAAUCUUAGAAGGUUUGCAGAAAUUAAAAUUAGAAAAUGACCUCUCUGCUCCAACCUCUCAGUGUGUUCUAAUCAAUACAGCCGUGACUUUGACUCCUAGUCCUGUGAAAUCAACUCCAAAUGACCCAGUUCCGCCUGUUUCUGAAGUGCCACAUAGCAUUCAAUGUAGUGACAAGGUUAGUAAACCCUUUGUGUGUCAGAACCAAGGCUGCAACUACAGCGCCAUGACGAAGGACGCACUCUUUAAGCACUACGGCAAAAUUCAUCAGUACACACCAGAGAUGAUUCUUGAAAUUAAGAAGAAUCAGUUGAAAUUUGCUCCAUUUAAAUGCGUAGUAGCUACAUGUACAAAAACAUUUACAAGAAAUUCAAAUCUCCGAGCACACUGUCAGUUGGUACAUCACUUUACAACAGAAGAAAUGGUAAAGUUGAAAAUCAAAAGACCUUACGGAAGGAAGUCGCAGAGUGAAAAUGUGCCAGCGUCACGUGUUACACAAGUCAAUAAACAAUUACCUGAACCGGAGGAAAAUAAACGGGAAUUGCAGCCUGCUUUAGAAUUAGAGGCAAAAACGGAAAACACUGUCAGUAAUAUAGCAGAGAUCCCAGAAAACCAACCUGUAGAAAAAAAAAGUCCUGAAACUAUGGAAAGAUCUUCGCAAGUGACUGCAGUUACUUCAGAACCAAAUCAUACAAGUUCUCUCCCAAACAUACAAACCAAAGGACGGAAAGUUAGGAGACAUAAAAAAGAAAAGGAGGAGAAAAAAGGCAAGAAGCCAGUUUCCCAGUCAGUCGAGGUUCCAACAACAUACAGUCCGUACCGACCUUAUCGGUGUGUUCACCAGGGUUGCUUUGCCGCAUUUACAAUACAGCAGAACUUGAUUCUGCAUUACCAGGCUGUACACAAAUCAGACCUACCUGCAUUCUCUGCAGAGGUCGAAGAAGAAAGUGAGGCUGGUAAAGAAAGCGAAGAAGUGGAAACUAAAACUGUGAAAGAAUUUCGAUGUCAGGUGAGUGACUGUUCUCGAAUUUUUCAAGCAAUUACUGGCCUAAUACAGCACUACAUGAAACUUCAUGAAAUGACUCCCGAAGAAAUUGGAGGUAUGACUGCUACUGUAGAUGCUGGGAGAUUUCUGUGUGACCAAUCAGAAUGUAAAUCUUCAUUUACUACCUUUCUGAAUUACGUUGUCCAUCUUGAGGCCGACCAUGGGAUCGGGUUAAGGGCGAGUAAAGUAGAAGAUGAUGGCAUAUAUAAGUGUGACUGUGAAGGCUGUGACCGGAUAUAUGCGACCCGGUCUAAUCUCCUCCGACACAUUUUUAAUAAGCAUAAUGACAAACAUAAAGCUCAUUUGAUUCGACCAAGAAGAUUAACACCAGGCCAGGAAAAUAUAUCAAGCAAGGCAAACCAAGAUAAAACAAAACCUAAACUUCGAGGGGCAAAGCACAGCCGGUGUGGAAAGGAAGGAAUCAGAAUGCCUAAGACCAAGCGAAAGAAAAAAAAUCAUUUAGAAAACAAGAACACAAAGAUUGUGCAGAUUGAAGAAAAUAAGCCUUAUUCUCUGAAACGUGGAAAGCACGUGUAUUCUAUAAAGGCUAGAAAUGAUGCCUUGUCUGAGUGCACAAGCAGAUUUGUGACCCAGUACCCAUGUAUGAUUAAGGGAUGUACAUCAGUUGUUACAAGUGAAAGCAAUAUAAUUAGACAUUAUAAGUGUCAUAAAUUAUCUAAGGCAUUUACAUCACAACACCGCAAUCUUCUUAUUGUUUUCAAACGGUGUUGCAACCCACAAGUAAAGGAACCAUCUUCUGGGCGCGAAGUUGAUAAAAGUGAUGUCAAAGAUGCCGACACGUGUGUAUCAGAGAACAAUGAUAACUCAGGAACAGAGUCGGUUCCACAGAAGGCAGUUGAAAAAAAUGAAAAAGAUGAAAUGGAUGAGUUAACAGAAUUAUUUAUUACAAAACUAAUAAAUGAAGACAAUGCAAAUGUAGAGGGUCAAGCUAACACCUCUUCAAGUGCAAGUAACGAUAUUCAGGAAAGUAACCCCUGCCAACCGGAAAAGCAAAAGGCAAGUAAUUUGAAGAGAGCUAAUAAAGAAAAAAAUGUCUCACAAAAUAAAAAGAGGAAGACUGAAAAAGCAGAGGCGGCGCUGGCACUUGAGCUAAGUAGCACGCAUAAGGAAGAAGAAACCGCUGUUGCAAUUCAGACCACUGAGGACCAUCCUGCAUCAUUUGACUGGAGCUCGUUCAAACCAAUGGGAUUUGAAGCAUCAUUUCUCAAGUUUCUCGAGGAGUCGGCAGUGAAGCAGAAGAAAAAUACUGACAAAGAGCAUCCAAAUAGUGGGACUAAAAAAGGAUCUCACUCAAAUUCAAGGAGAAAUAAUGACAAGACAACUGUGACUAAUGGGAAUCAUGUACAUUCUUGUAAAGAAACGGAAACAUUUGUACAGUUUGCCAAUCCAUCACAGCUUAAGUGCAGUAAUAAUGUAAAAAUUGUUUUAGACAAGACUCUUAAAGAUUGCACUGAGCUCAUCUUAAAGCAGCUUCAGGAAAUGAAACCUACCGUUAGUCUGAAAAAACUUGAAGUACAUCCAAAAGAUCUCAAUAUGUCUGUUCUGAAAGAACUCAGUACAGGUAAAGCCACAGGGAAAGGGCAGUACUGAGAACUAAUGUACUAGAAAUACAUCAUGGUUGGAUUUUAAAUAGGAAGCCAUCAAGCAUGCUAGAAUAGUGGAACCUUUUAACUUUUUUGUUGAUAUUGUUGACAUGAAUUAGACUGGCCAACAAAAAAAGAAGAAAAAAACACAUGACAUUUGUCAUGUAAACUCUUUGUUUUUAUCCCUAUGGGACUUGAGGAACAGAAUCAAUAUUUCAGUUUUGUAAAUAGUUGAGCUAAACUGCAAAUUUAUAUCAACCAAUUACCCUCUCCAUGAACUAAACUGAGUUUUCUGUGAUGGGUAUGUCUCACCAGGUCACUGCUCAUGUAUAACAGUCUUUGUAGAUACCUCUUUUGUAUAUAUUUAUUAUUGUAAAUCAUUUGCUGCCACCAGCAGUCUGUAAGUCUAAACUAUUAAAUGACACCUUUAUAUUUGGGAUUUUAAUUUUUAAGUGAUCAAGUUUUUAACAAAGUGAUCAAGUUGUAUUAUUGUUUUAAAUUAAGAACUUUUUUAAAACUAAAACUAGAAACUCCGCCAGAGUCCAUUGAUGAAUUUAUUUACGAGAUGAUCUCAAGGUUACCUUUCACAGACUCGGCACAUUACACUGACAGCUUGUUCUGCUUGGUACAUUUAACACCCAAGGUUUUGGGUGGUAUUCCUGUAAAAUUAAGGCAGAUUCUUUAGCACCUUUAGGAGGUUUGCUUUUUAAAUUUUUUUCUCCAUUGCUUCUAAUUGGAUAUAGUUAUUAUUCCAUGAAAUAUAAUGGAAAUGUAAAUAAAGAAUUUACUACACUGAAGAUUUUAAACAUUUCAUAUUAAAAAAAAUCCUUUGUGAUGUGAUAGAAACUAGUAGUGUGGAGCAGUGUAAAUAUUUGAGGUGGUGAUUUGUGAAGUAGCCCAGUAUUGCCUUAAAUAAAAUCACAUUUCAUUUCUUGUUUUAUACAUGUGAUCUUAUAAAGGUCGUCCCCUCUCCCUCCAUUUUAUGAAAUUUAUAGAUUGGUGUAUAGCUUUAAACUGUAUAAACUUUUGUGGAAAGAUUUUUUUAAACAUUUUUAUAAAUCUUAAUAUUGGUAUCAUCAAAGUGAGCUCAUCUUGUGUUUAUAAAAUGCAAGAGUCCUUAACAUUUAUAAUUACAUAGAUGAAACACUUUCUAUAAGGAAGUUGGAUGUUUUGAUUUUACUGUUUAUAGAUGUUAGAUUGUACAGAUUUGUCUGUAUUUUUCCACCAUAUCUAAUGAUACUUUUUCAUUAGAUUGGUCUGCAAGAGCAGUAUUAGUUGUUAUAAUUGAUUAUUUUGAUUAUUCAGUAUGUAGUUAGCUCUCAUAAUUUAGCUUUAUUCACCAUAUUUAUACUGUGGAUCCCCAGCCAGAAUUAGGUUACUUCCAGAGAAUUUAUUGCCUACAUUUAAAGUUCAACUAAAACAGUACUGAAAGCAAAAGAAAACACCCUUCCAAGGUUUCUUUUUGUUCUGUUUGCCAUAAAUACUGUAGUAGUAUUCAUUUUUUAUUUUGUAUUUGUUAUAAAGUUUGCAUUCACAAUAUUAGUAGCCUGAAAUAAUGAAGAUAUUGUGAUGAUCUGAAAAUGUGAAUAUUCCCUGUGCGACAGCAUAUUUCAGGAAGAAGAAGCACUUAAACAUGAAUUGAAAUUGCUGGUACUCUGAAUAAAUAAGCAUGGUCAAGAAGUGAAUUAUUUUCUCUUGGAAGAUAUUUUUUAAAGUUUUAUUAUUAAAGUACUAUAGUUUUUAGGACUUAUUGCUUAUACCUCUUAACUAGUCUCACCUUCUUAAGGUUUAUUACCAAUAUGCAUAAAAUUUGACACAAUACAAUCCCUAUCUUUUAGUAAGCCCACUGUUAUUUAUUAAAAUAAAGUUGUUGUUAUGGGUGGUUAAUACAUGUUUUUUUAAUCUAAAUUAAAAUAACUUACAUAGCAUUGUAUAACUUUUAUAUUAAUUUUUGUUAACAAUUGAAUGUUUCCAUAUAGUUUUCUUAAAAGCUGACCUAACUCUUAAUAGUAGACAUUUGACUAAACUGCCCUAUAUAAUAAUACUAGAAUAAUAUUGUUCCUGAUAAGUGUAGUGAUGGAUCAUUGUUAAAUGAAAAUUCCUCUAUAUUGGAUCUUUUGCUCAUUACCUUACCAGAAAAUUGACCAAUAGACAUUUCUGUAACUAUUUUCUCAUGAGGGGAAAGAGUUUGCCAACAUUGAGUUAAUUUUUUUUUUAAUAUCCUAGGUACUACAUUAUACUUUAAGCAGUUGUGGGAUAGUGAGCUUUUUUAGCAUGGAGCAGAAAAAUCAAAUUAUGGUAUAAAAUGUGAAUUUCUAGAGCAGCAUGUUGGUAAAAUUGGAUAUGGAAUGGAUUGUUUAUGUAUUAAAAAAAUCAAGCUACAUUUCUCAUGUUAUACAUUUUCUCAACCUAUGAUCUUGAGAUAUUUUCAUCCUACAGCCUGAAUUUGCUUAAGAUUUCAUCAGUUUUUAAGAUGGGGUUUUUCAUCUUUUAAAUCCAAAGAAUUGUACUGUUAUGCAUCAGAAAACCAUGUUAUUCAAAAUGCAUCAUUGUCUAUGUGAAAUGUUACUGUAUGGUGGAUUUUCCGCAAUGUUAAAUUUAGUAUAAUUAAAUUAUUUAAAGGCUAGAUGGAGAUUUUAAGCAAGACAAGUGUUGACCAUUAGGUAAAAACAGUUAUUACAGCUAUUAAGAUUGUU